CCCCCGGCCGCGGCCAUGCUGCCCGGGGCCCGUGCGCUGCGGGCGGCGGGGCUGCUCCGCCCGCCCGGGGCCGUCCCCCGUACUGGGGUCGCCCGCAGGGCGCGCCGCGGGUCGGGACAGCGGCCGGUGGGGCGCGGCUUCGCGCUGCCCGCGGGGCCAGACCUGCGGCACUUCCUGAGGGCAGCUGCCGCGGGGCAGCCGAGGCCGUCGCCCGAGCUGCCGCCUGAGCCGGGCUCUGCCCCCGGGGCCCCGAAAGUGUACCUGGAGACCUACGGCUGCCAGAUGAACGUCAGUGACACCGAGAUCGUCUGGGCCAUCCUGCAGAAGAAUGGCUAUGCCAGGACAAAGGAGCUGGAGGAGGCAGAUGUGGUUCUUCUUGUCACCUGUUCCGUGAGGGUACCUUGUAGUACGGCCAAGGCACUUUUUCUCCCCAGGAGCUUAGUCCCUAAAGUGUCUCUGCAGUGCAGAUGCUCUCCACUGGCAAAGAAAGUGCUAGCAGAUAAGACAGAGGCAAGACAUAAUCCCCGCACCACAAAGGGCACUCCCAGGGAGAAGGCAGAGCAGGCCAUCUGGAACCGUCUGCAGCACCUCAAGGCGCUGAAGGCCCGGCGGCCCCGGGCUCGUGCUCCGCUCCGCGUCGGGAUCCUGGGAUGCAUGGCCGAGAGGCUUAAGGAGGAGAUUCUGCACAGGGAGAAGCUGGUCGAUGUCGUGGCAGGCCCUGAUGCCUACCGUGACCUUCCCCGGCUGCUGGCAGUGGCAGAGUCUGGCCAGCAAGCUGCCAAUGUCCUGCUGUCCCUAGAUGAGACCUAUGCUGACAUUCUGCCUGUCCAGACUAGUGCAGGUGGCACGACAGCAUUUGUGUCCAUCAUGCGGGGCUGUGACAAUAUGUGCAGUUACUGCAUCGUGCCCUUCACCCGAGGCCGGGAAAGGAGCCGUCCCAUCGCCUCCAUCCUGCAGGAAGUGAGGAUGCUCUCGGAUCAGGGAGUGAAAGAAGUGACCCUCUUGGGUCAGAAUGUCAACAGCUUUCGAGACCUGUCUGAGGUGCAGUUUCAGUCAGUGGCUGCCCCGGGCCUCAGCCGUGGCUUUAGGACAGUCUACAAAGCCAAAGCGGGAGGUUUGCGCUUCUCGCACCUGCUGGACCAGGUCUCUAGGAUUGAUCCAGAAAUGCGGAUCCGUUUCACCUCUCCACACCCCAAGGAUUUUCCCGAUGAGGUCCUGCAACUCAUCCAGGAGCGACACAACAUCUGCAAACAGCUGCACCUCCCAGCCCAAAGUGGGAGCACACGAAUCCUGGAGGCCAUGCGGCGAGGAUACACAAGAGAAGCAUAUUUAGAGCUCGUGCACCACGUGCGUGACUCUAUUCCAGGAGUGAGCUUGAGCAGUGAUUUCAUUGCUGGGUUCUGCGGAGAGACAGAGGAGGAUCACCUGCAGACAGUGUCCUUGCUGCGGGAAGUCCGCUACAGCAUCGGCUUCCUGUUUGCCUACAGCAUGAGACAGAAGACCCGGGCGCAUCACCGGCUGCAGGACGAUGUCCCCGCGGAUGUGAAGAAGCGGCGGCUGGAGCAGCUCAUUGCUGCCUUCCGGGAGGAGGCUGCGAGGGCCAACGCGGCACUGGUGGGACAGGCCCAGCUGGUGCUGGUGGAAGGGCCCAGCAAACGCUCUGCCUCGGAGCUGUGCGGGAGGAACGACGGCAACAUCAAGGUGAUCUUCCCCGACACCGAGCUGGAGGAUGCUGCCAAGUGCGGGGCUCCAGGCAGAGCCCAGCCCGGGGACUAUGUGAUGGUGAAGGUAACCUCUGCCAGCUCGCAGACCCUGCGGGGAGUUCCGCUCUGCCGGACCACCCUGUCCCGUGCUGCUGCUUCUCACUGAGGGAUCCCUGCUGCCCUGGGUGGAAGCAGCACAUAUUCUCCAUGAAGAAACAAGGAAGUGUGGUCAGGUGGAGAUAUGGUAGAACCAGGGAGAUAUAUAUGUAUAUUAAAAUUUAUUUAUAAAAUAGUAAAAUACACAUAUAUUUCU
Vidua chalybeata is the source of this 2016-nucleotide messenger RNA. It is a transcript of the gene CDK5RAP1, whose product is annotated as CDK5 regulatory subunit associated protein 1. Gene Ontology annotation, biological process: tRNA modification; negative regulation of cyclin-dependent protein serine/threonine kinase activity. Gene Ontology annotation, cellular component: mitochondrion; cytosol. Lineage: Eukaryota; Metazoa; Chordata; Aves; Passeriformes; Viduidae. Gene Ontology annotation, molecular function: 4 iron, 4 sulfur cluster binding; tRNA-2-methylthio-N(6)-dimethylallyladenosine(37) synthase activity. The transcript is spliced from 14 exons. The record is from RefSeq and is a predicted model, not a curated record. The coding region runs from base 16 to 1869 and encodes 617 amino acids.